Molecule: messenger RNA, 1081 nt
Organism: Vidua macroura (Pin-tailed whydah)
Lineage: Eukaryota; Metazoa; Chordata; Aves; Passeriformes; Viduidae
Gene: REEP6
Product: receptor accessory protein 6
Exons: 6
Coding region: 74-676 (200 amino acids)
Source: RefSeq, a predicted model, not a curated record
CCGGUGCGGGGCCGGUGCGGGGUCGGUGCGGGGCCGCCGCCGCUUCAGCUCCGGCAUCAGCGCCACCGCUGCCAUGGCCUCCGUGCAGCAGCGCCUGCAGCGCCUCCUCUACAGCCCCGGCCCGAUCGGCGACCUGAUGGGUCGGCUGGAAGCCCGUACCGGCGUCCAACGGCUCUACCUGGCCACAGGCUCCGUGGCUUUCCUGGGGCUGUACCUCAUGUUCGGCUACGGCGCUUCCCUGCUCUGCAACGUCAUCGGCUUCGUCUACCCCGCCUACGUCUCCAUCAAAGCCAUCGAGAGCAACAGCAAGGAGGAUGACACCACGUGGCUCACCUACUGGGUGGUCUACGGCGUCUUCAGCGUCGCCGAGUUCUUCUCCGACCUUUUCCUCUACUGGUUCCCCUUCUACUAUGCCGGGAAGUGCCUGUUCCUGGUGUGGUGCAUGGCCCCAGUGCCCUGGAACGGCUCCCAGGUCAUCUACCACAGCGUCAUCCGGCCCUUCUUCCUCAAGCACCACCGGACCGUGGACAACAUGAUGGGUGACAUCGGCACCAAGGCCCUGGACGCGGCCUCCACCGUCACCCGAGAAGUCCUGCAGACUCUGGCCAACAGCAGAGCCCGGCUGGCGGCCGGGGUGGCCCCGCAGCCCAGCCUGCCCGCGUCAAAGCAUCCCUGAACCUGGCAGAGUUAGCGCAGAAGGUGAAGUAAGAGGGGCAUCGGGGCUACUGGUACCGGCACUACAGCCCCGGUACGGGCAUCAGUACCGGCACCAGCGGCCCCAGUACCGGCACCACGCUCCCAGUACUGGUACCGGCAACCCCCGUUCUGGCACCGAAGCCCCCCCUACCGGCACUGCAGACGCCGGUACCGGCACCAUGAUCCCGGUACUGGUACCGGCAUCCUCCGUUCUGGCACCGAAGUUCCCCAUACAGGAGCCGGUACCGGCACCGUGCUCCCGGUACCGGCACCAUGGCCCUGUUAACGGUACCGGCCAGCCCGGGCCGCACCCGUCCGGGAUCCCGAGUUUCUGCAGUCCGAGUGUGUUGUACCCCAGCCCCCGAAUAAAUCCCGGUGCCACCAA